Pediculus humanus corporis (human body louse) is the source of this 525-nucleotide messenger RNA. RefSeq names its product Proline-rich nuclear receptor coactivator, putative. Gene Ontology annotation, cellular component: nucleus. The record is from RefSeq and is a predicted model, not a curated record. NCBI's taxonomy places the organism in Eukaryota, Metazoa, Arthropoda, Insecta, Psocodea, Pediculidae. The transcript has 2 exons. Bases 1 to 525 code for a protein of 174 amino acids.
AUGCAUAUGGAAUAUUUAUUCCAAUCGUAUAAAGUAGAUAGUGCAAUGACAAAUGCGACAGCAGUAGAAAACUGUGCAAAACCCGGCAGCAAAAUGAGUAAUUAUUAUCAAAGAAGCCGGAUGUAUACUAAUAGAAGUGCCACUUACUUUAAAAGUACUAAUUCUCCAGCAAAGAACAUUCGUCAGCAUAAUGAAAAUAUUGUCUGUGAUAAGAAUAAGUUAAGACCAAAGUCUACUGAACCUUUUGUAGUCUUAAUGCCAAAUCCCACCAGGCAUGGAUCUCCUAAAUUAAAGCAAAGUCCUCGAGCCAGUCCGUCCAAAGAAAGAAAUAUAAGAUCGUCUCCAACAAUUGGGGGUCAUUAUGCAGGAGCAAAAUUUAGCGAGCCCCCUGCUCCGACUUCACUUCCAAAACCACCAUUGCACUGGACAUCAUUAAUGUCAGGCCCUCUGAAUAUUGGGGAAAAAUUGGACAAAAGUUAUGACAUCAGUCAUCAGCUCAAACUUUUGCUUAACGUCCAAGCUUGA